AUGUCAGAUCAAUACAAACAACAACAACAAUCUUCAAUUGACGUCGUCAUGCUCAACGAACCUCAAUCUCAACCUCAAUCUCAACCUCAAUCUCAACUUCCUAAAAAACCUCUUCUCUCGGUUGAAUCACCUACAGACAACCUCCUAUCGCCGUGCACUCAAAAGUUAGAAGUCCACCGCAACAGGUUUCUACAAAGGCCACUCGCUCGAUUAGCUAGAAAACCUUUCACUCUGGAUUCAGUAGCAAUUUCAGCUAAACAAACAGUAGUAGUAGAUUCCAAAUCAACUUCUCUACAAGAAUCUGAACCUGUCUAUCACCAUAAACAAGAUGAUGCUACUAAUAAUCAUCAAAGUACUAAAAAAAGAAAAGAAAAGCUAGCCUAG
Messenger RNA from Magnusiomyces paraingens, 384 nucleotides. RefSeq lists its product as uncharacterized. NCBI's taxonomy places the organism in Eukaryota, Fungi, Ascomycota, Dipodascomycetes, Dipodascales, Dipodascaceae. The transcript has 2 exons. The coding region runs from base 1 to 384 and encodes 127 amino acids. The record is from RefSeq and is a predicted model, not a curated record.